Molecule: messenger RNA, 3013 nt
Organism: Mustela lutreola (European mink)
Lineage: Eukaryota; Metazoa; Chordata; Mammalia; Carnivora; Mustelidae
Gene: SLC5A1
Product: solute carrier family 5 member 1
Exons: 15
Coding region: 207-2195 (662 amino acids)
Biological process (GO): sodium ion transport; transmembrane transport
Cellular component (GO): plasma membrane
Molecular function (GO): D-glucose:sodium symporter activity
Source: RefSeq, a predicted model, not a curated record
UCUGCCAACAGAUCCGUCUACUCCUCCUUCAGUGUGGUUUGCGUCCAAGGCUGCUUCCCGACGGCGCGGUGCAGGAGAUCCGGGGCAGGGACGUGACUUCGAGGGUGCCUUCUCCCCGCCUAGCAGGGGCUGAUCAUUAACCCAGAGGCAGUAUAAAGAGCAAGGGGCCUGGGCUGGAGGAACGCAUCGCCGCCGCCGCCGCCGCCAUGGACAGUAUCACCUGGAGCUCCAUGACCAACGCCACUGCCGCACCCCUCGCGCCCCACGAGCGCAUCCGCAAUGCGGCCGACAUCUCUGUCAUCGUCAUCUACUUUGUGGUGGUGAUGGCUGUCGGGCUGUGGGCUAUGUUUUCCACUAAUCGUGGGACUGUUGGAGGCUUCUUCCUGGCAGGACGAAGUAUGGUGUGGUGGCCGAUUGGAGCAUCUCUCUUUGCCAGUAACAUAGGAAGUGGCCACUUUGUGGGGCUGGCCGGGACAGGAGCUGCUGCAGGCAUUGCCAUGGGAGGCUUUGAAUGGAAUGCACUGAUUUGGGUGGUUGUCUUGGGCUGGGUGUUUGUUCCCAUUUACAUUAAGGCUGGGGUGGUGACAAUGCCAGAGUACCUGAAGAAACGAUUUGGAGGCAAGCGGAUCCAGAUCUACCUCUCUAUUCUGUCCCUGUUACUCUACAUUUUCACCAAAAUCUCAGCAGACAUCUUUUCUGGGGCCAUAUUUAUCAACAUGGCCUUGGGUCUGGAUCUGUACCUGGCCAUCUUUCUCUUAUUGGCAAUCACUGGCCUUUAUACAAUCACAGGGGGCUUGGCAGCUGUGAUUUACACGGACACUUUGCAGACGGCGAUCAUGCUGGUGGGGUCUUUUAUCCUCACUGGGUUUGCUUUUCGCGAAGUGGGAGGGUAUGAUGCCUUCAUGAAAAAGUAUAUGAAAGCCAUUCCAACUGUGGUUACUGCGGAAAACAUCACCAUCAAAGAAGAAUGUUAUACACCAAGAGCUGACUCCUUCCACAUCUUCCGAGAUCCCAUCACAGGAGACCUGCCGUGGCCUGGGCUCAUCUUUGGGUUGUCCAUCCUUGCCCUGUGGUAUUGGUGUACAGAUCAGGUCAUUGUGCAACGCUGCCUCUCAGCCAAAAACAUGUCUCAUGUGAAGGCCGGCUGUAUCUUAUGUGGGUACAUGAAGCUGCUGCCCAUGUUCCUCAUGGUGAUGCCAGGAAUGAUCAGCCGCAUCCUAUACACAGAAAAAGUUGCCUGCACCGUCCCCUCGGAAUGUAAGAAAUAUUGUGGUACUGAGGUUGGCUGUACAAAUGUUGCUUACCCGACGUUGGUGGUGGAGCUCAUGCCCGAUGGACUGAGAGGCCUGAUGCUGUCAGUCAUGUUGGCCUCUCUCAUGAGCUCCUUAACCUCCAUCUUCAAUAGUGCCAGCACCCUCUUCACCAUGGACAUCUACACCAAGAUCCGGAAGGGAGCAUCUGAGAAAGAGCUCAUGAUUGCAGGAAGGUUGUUCAUCCUGGUGCUGAUAGGUGUCAGCAUUGCCUGGGUACCCAUUGUGCAGUCAGCACAAAGUGGGCAGCUCUUCGAUUACAUCCAGUCCAUUACCAGUUACUUGGGACCACCCAUUGCAGCCGUCUUCUUGCUUGCUAUUUUCUGGAAGAGAGCCAAUGAGCCGGGAGCCUUUUGGGGACUGGUCAUAGGAUUUCUGGUUGGGGUGUCCCGUAUGGUGACUGAAUUUGCCUAUGGAACUGGGAGCUGCAUGCAGCCCAGCAACUGUCCCACGAUUAUCUGUGGUGUGCACUACCUGUACUUUGCCAUCAUCCUCUUUGUCAUAUCUGUCAUCGUCAUCGUGGUUGUCUCUCUCUUCACCAAACCAAUUCCAGAUGUGCAUCUCUACCGCCUGUGUUGGAGCCUGCGCAACAGCAAAGAAGAGCGUAUUGACUUGGAUGCAGGAGAGGAGGACUUUCAAGAAACCCCAGAAGAGACCAUUGAAAUAGAAGUUCCUGAGGAGAAAAAAGGAUGCUUCAGGCGGGCCUAUGACCUAUUUUGUGGCUUGGACCAGCAGAAGGGCCCCAAGAUGACAAAGGAAGAGGAGGAAGCUAUGAAGCUAAAGAUGACAGACACCUCUGAGAAGCCUUUGUGGCGAACAGUAGUGAACAUCAAUGGCAUCAUCUUGCUGUCUGUGGCUGUUUUCUGCCAUGCAUUUUUUGCCUGAGCCUUGCCUUCUGUGGCAGGUUGUAUUCAGGAAGGCCAGACUUUUUACUCUGCCUUCUUUAGUUCUAUUCUGUGGUGUUAAGCUGGUGAUAAAACCGUCAGUUGUAAAUUUUGCCUUGUUGAUAAGUGUGUACAGCUGAAAUUACUGGGCUAACUAAAGAAAAUCAUUAAUUUGCUGUUAACUUAUGUUUUUGAGGCCAGUGUGGUAUCAUCAGCUGUUCAUAUUAGAGCAGCAGAAAGAAAGCCCAACUCAGUCAUGUCCAGGAAAAUGAGCACCAAGAAAGAAACCCUGCCAUGUGUGAUGCAAGUUUUUCUCAGGUAGAUUCAGAAUGUCAGUGUUGUUUGUGAUUAUUGAAUAUUAUUUUAAGAUUGUGAUCUCCCUGGCUCAUGUUCUUUUCCCUUCAUGACCAUCUUUUCUUAAGAAAAAUAUUUACCCUCUCAUUAUAUCCUUGCCAAGUUUUUCCUGGCACAAGAAAAAUCAAUCUGAUAAACAGACGAAAUGCAUUGAAGCUGAAGAUGGGAACUUGAUAGGGUCCCUGUCCUGGAUGCUUUGCUCUCUGAAGGGAAAGCUUGAGGAUGGCAGGACUUACCCCAAAUGGAGGAACCCAGGCACCAGCCUUAGGCCAGUAUGGAAAGUGCAUAAUCUUGAGUCAAGGGGAUUUUCUGGCUUUCUUUAAAAUGUCUGAUGUGAGUUCUUUAUGUUUGCGAUUUCACUUGUCAUUUGCUUUGUCUAGAAUGUCUUGGGCACUCAGUAAUGCUUAUGGACCAAAGGAAUGAUUUGGGCACUUACUUAUAAAUACUUACUUUAUUUUUAUGUAA